This is a messenger RNA of Mauremys mutica (yellowpond turtle), 2868 nucleotides long. It is a transcript of the gene PRIM2, whose product is annotated as DNA primase subunit 2. Lineage: Eukaryota; Metazoa; Chordata; Testudines; Geoemydidae. Gene Ontology annotation, biological process: DNA replication, synthesis of primer. Gene Ontology annotation, cellular component: alpha DNA polymerase:primase complex. The record is from RefSeq and is a predicted model, not a curated record. Bases 152 to 1672 code for a protein of 506 amino acids. The transcript has 14 exons.
CGCUGGCGGGCGGGGUUAGAGGCAGAGGCAGGCGGCCGAGUUGGAGCCCCGUUGGCGGAAGUGAGGCAGGCGGCGCGGGGCGGGGCGUGCUGCGCGCGGGAAGCCGGCAGGGUCCGUGUGGAGGCCGGGCGGCCGGUUUCACUUAAAGAAAAUGGAGUUUUCUAGAGAAAAAAGGUUGAAGGCAAGACUUGCUGGUGAUAGACGAGGAGAUCUGUAUCCUCACAGCCUGCAGUUCUACCUGCAGCCUCCCACUGAAAAUAUUUCUCUGGCGGAGUUUGAAAAUUUUGCCAUUGAUAGGCUUAAAUUGCUCAAAGUAGUUGAGAACCUUGGUGUGAGCUAUGUGAAAGGUAGUGAUGAGUACAAAAGCAGGCUGGAGCGUGAGAUUCGAAAGCUUAAAUUUCCAUUCAAAGCUUUGGUUGAGGAUGAUUAUGAUGCAAGGAGGAAAGACCAUAUCUCUCAUUUCAUACUGCGCCUUGCUUACUGCCAGUCUGAGGAUCUCAGACGAUGGUUCAUUCAACAAGAAAUGGACCUUUUUCGAUAUCGGUUUAACGAGCUAACUGGUGAUUUGGUCGAGAAAUUCCUCAAAUAUGUUAAUUUGUCAUAUGGAGCUAUUAGCAAAGAAGUGAAAGAAAAACUUGCAGUCCAACUACUAAAUUCAACUCCUGGCCUCAGUGGAGCUAAAGUAGAAGAACUGGAAUUUUAUAAGGUUCCAUUACAGGAGGCUAUGGAUUUGUUUAGAGUAAGAAGAGUUUACCUUCUGAAUGCCUUCACAUAUGUGCCUCAAACGGACAUAGUUGCAAUUGUUUUAAAUAACUACAGAACCAAACUGUCUAAGGCCCUUGCGCUGACAGCACGAUCACUGCCUGCUGUACAAUCUGAUGAGAGACUGCAGCCUUUGCUUAAUCACCUCAGCCAUUCCUAUGUUGGCCCAGAUUACAGCAUACAAAAAAAUAUUGGGAAAAUUUCAUUAGAACACAUUGAUGCUCUUUCUGUUAAAUCAUUUCCUCUUUGCAUGAGACAGCUGCACAAAGCCCUGCGCGAUAACCACCAUCUCCGUCACGGAGGCCGUAUGCAAUAUGGACUGUUCUUAAAAGGCAUUGGCUUAACACUGGAACAAGCUUUGCAAUUCUGGAAGUCUGAAUUUAUUAAAGGAAAAGUGGAUGCAGACAAGUUUGACAAAGGGUAUGCCUACAGCAUCCGCCAUACCUAUGGAAAAGAAGGCAAGAGGACAGAUUAUACACCAUUCAGCUGCAUGAAGAUUAUCCUGUCCAAUCCACCAAGUCAAGGGGAUUAUCAUGGGUGCCCAUUCCGCCACAGUGAUCCUGAGCUACUGAAGCAGAAGCUGCAGUCAUACAAGAUUCCUCCCACUGGGAUAACGCAGAUUUUGGAGUUAGUGAAAGGUAUGCAUUACCAGCUGGCCUGUCAGAAAUACUUCCAGUUGACACAUGAUGUUGAUGAUAUUGGGUUUUCUUUGAAUCAUCCCAAUCAAUAUUUCGCAGAGAGUCAGAAGCUACUAAGCGGUGGUAGAGAAGUGAAGAAAGAACCAAGUGAACCUGAAAGCUCCCAGCAAAAACUGAGUAGUCAGAAAAGUUCAUGUUCCAUUCCCAUUUCUUCAAACACAGAAGCAGAUAUAGAACUGGAGGGACUGGAUGCAUAUUUCACUGAAGACUGAGAAGCUUUGUUGUUUAUUUUUCUCGCCUUCGUUACUUCCCUAUAAUUUUAGCAACAUUUUCCCUCAUGGUAAGAGAGUAAGCACCUGGCUAUCUGGAGAGCUUGGGUCAGUAAGGCUCCAAGUUGGCUGAUGAAAGGAAAGAAGAGAUGCAUAAAUUUUAAUUAUAUCCGGUACUUUUCCUUGUAGCUAGGGCACAUCGGUUCCAUUGUGCAGUCAAUUUCUAACUGCUUGGGGCAUGGGAACUGAAAAUUAGUUCCUAAAUUUGAAUGAUACUGCAGUUUCUGUGAGUUGUUUCUGUGCUCAUAAGCAUUUUGUGUGUAACCCAUCUUUCCUUAUACUCCACAUUUUUAAAUAGCUUUCUCUUCACUGUUUUUCUUAAUAAACAUGUUGAAAUGUAAAAAUUUGUGAUCUUUUCUUGUUCAAUUAUACUUCUAGAGUGAUUCAAGCUGCCUAAAUCAUAUUUACAGAUAUAUCCUUUUUAAGAAAUAUUAUUUUUUGGGACAUGGGGAAUACCUCCAAUUAGUAGUAUUUAUUUACAGUCUAUGAUUUGGUGGUUAAGGACUCAGAUCAUUAGAAAAACUCUGAUCUUUCUAUUUAAAAUAUGCAUAUGACCUUCAUUACCAUCUGAGCAACUUACAAUCUUUUAGAGUUGUAUUCUCACAGCUGUACUUUGACAAACUGGGAGUACAAUUAUCCCAGUUUCGUAGAUAUGGAACUGUGGCACAAAGAGACUAAGAACGAGAUUUUUAAAGGUAUUUGGGUACUGUUUCAGUAAGCGGUGCAAAGCCUAAGUGAUUUAGGUGAUUAAAUAUCAUUUUCAAAAGUUGCAUAGGCACUUAAAAGCCUCACUCUCAUUAACUUUCAAUCAGAUUUAGCCCUCUAAAUGCCUAUGUAAUUUCUGAAAACCAGACUUAGCUGUGCGAGUCACUUGGCCUUGCAACACUGAGGGCUGGUCUACAUUAAUGUUGUAAGUUGAUCGAAGUUACGCUAGUUCAGUUAUGUAAAUUACGUAACCAAAGUAGACAUAACUUAGGUCAACUUACAGCAAUGUCUACACCAUACUGUGUCUAUAGGAGACACUCUCCCGUUGACAUAGCUUCUGCCUUUCAAGGAGGUGGAGUACAGAUAUCAACGGGAGAGCGCUCUUCCAUCAUCUUAGCGCGUCUUCACCAGACCCACUAAAUCAACACUGCUGC